AGUUAUCUUACUUUAUGUCUAUUUACAGCAUUGCCCACAAUAAUUUCAAGAAUACCGUUACUUUAAUUAUUUAUUUCUAUUUAUUGUUAAGAGUAGAAGAAAAACAUUGGCUAAAAAGGGCCUACACCUAGCAUAAUACUACUCUCUGUUCUUUUGUCAGUUGGAAUUGAAUGUUGUAAUUACUAAAGACUAAAAAUUUGGUCCAGUAAUUGUGCUCUUAAUUUUUAAAUUUUAAUAUUAUCAAAUUAAUUAUGGCUGAUGAAGUUAUAUUUGAGUUCUUGCACAUGGAAAUGGUUGAUUAUGUCUACAGAGAAGCAUCCAAAGAUGAACGAGUUAGUUUGAGUUUAGGUCGUAGUGUAGAGUUUAGCAUAUUUUACUUAAUAUUAAUAAGUUAGUAGGACCAGUUUUUAGUAGGUAUAUUUAUGAAUAAAGUAGGUCAAGGCAGUGGCAUACCUAGGGGGACCUUACAGGGUUUUCCAGCCCCUGGCAGCACUUUUUUCGGUAACUUAUUUGAAAUUUAAAGCACAUGGUGGCCUUUUCUUCCAACUGCAGGCACUGCAGAUGAUUUAUUUUGUUAAAGGCUUAAGGGGGAAGGGCAAAACUGUUGACCCACCCCUAGCUUUACCACUGGGUCUACUGAAAGUUAAAUCAAAUAAAUGUAAACCUGCCAAAAUCACAUUUUUUCAUUCAUUUUUAUAUCAAACACAAUUAGGCUUUAUCUAAAUUGGCUUUAAUAUAAAAGGGGUUAAACCAACCCUGUUAACUGAAGUGGGCAAACUAGCAUUGCACAACAAAAGUCAAGAUACAGAAAGUAAUGAAGUAAAAUUGGGGUGAAAUAAAUAAAAUCAUAAUCAAUGGUGCAACAGCCUCAAGUCGCUUGCCUCUAGCUGAUGUAAAUCUUCUACAUCCAUCUCUAUUUUGGUCUACUCAUAAACGUUCUGCCCUUAGUCUGUAAACCUGGCUCCUCUAUGCUCUGGCAUUCUUUCAAGGUGUCCUAUCCUUUUUUAAGUGCAGCGACACGUACAACUGGGUGAAACUAAAGACUUAUUUAAUUUAAUAGGUUGAAAAAAUUAUACAAAGUGCCCUUCAAGAUUUUAAAAGGUAUUAACCUAAAUAUUAUUACUUUUUCAGGAGCAGUGCAUAUCAAAGCUUGAGGCAUUGGGUUUUCGUGUGGGACAGAGUCUUAUUGAAAGGUUAAUUGUUGAACAUUUAAAUCACCUUUGUGUUGACCUGUCUUAAGUCCCUCUAAAUUUAAUAAACAUUAGAUGAUACCAUGAGUAAUGCACUCCCUUUUGAUUAAGAAUUGACAGAUAUUUUUUGUAUGUAAAUAUCCAACGUGAAAUUUUAAUUAAUUUUUUUUUCUUUGCAGAUUUACCAGGGAAAGUUCCCGUUUUAAAGAUGAACUUGACACUAUGAAGUUUCUCUGUAAAGAUCUUUGGAAUCUUGUUUAUAAGAAACAGAUAGACAAUCUUAGGACUAACCACCAGGUUUUAAUCAAGGGUUUCAUUAUUGGGAAAAUAGUUUAAAAUACUAAACUGUAAUGCAAAUAGCAAACACAAUUUUAAAAAUAUUUUUCAUAGUCUCCAUAGGCAUUUUCUCUAUGAUACAAACUUUAUUUUAUUUCCAUUUUCAAACUAUUUCUUGCAAUUCCAGGGUGUCUAUGUAUUGCAAGACAAUAAGUUCAAAUUUCUAGUUCAAAUGUCAACCGGAAAACAGUAUAUGGAAUCAGCACCAAAGGUGAGACUAUAUUAAAGCCUUUUAUUUAAUAAACUAGACUAAAUUAAUUUAAUAAAAUAAAUUAUUAGAUAUAAAUAGACAUAUGAAAAAUAUUUAUUUAAAUAUGAAAGUAGGAUAGUGUUACAUUCAAACUGGACAAAUCUUAAGCUAAGAGAUGUGACAUUUUUGAAAAGCAGAAAUAAUACUUCUUGAAUUAUAAAUAAAAUUACAAAAGAAUGCAUUGUUUCUUGAAAAUUCCAGUACUUGGCAUUUCCAUGUGGAAUGAUAAGGGGUGCACUCUCAAAUCUUGGCAUUAAUUGCAUAGUCACAGCAGAAGUCAGUGCUAUGCCAGCUUGUAAGUAUUUAACUCUUUAAAAAAAUUUUUUUAGCCUAUUCCACCUGUUACAAAAAAUAAGUCAUUUAUGUUUUUGUGUUUGCUGUUUUUUGUAUUCUGCCAUGACUAUUCACAUUAUUUAAUGAUUUCUUUUAAAAAAUAUAAAAUAUUUAAUGGGAUAUAAUUAUUACCGUAUACUGGAGAUGCAACCAGUUAAUUUAUAAAUUCAUUUUUUAAUUCACAUUUGCCCUCCAUUUUUACAGGUAAGUUUCAAAUACAAAUUCAAAGAUCAUGAUUCUUUCUGCGAGAUUGUCAGAAUUCAAGGGACCAGGCUGAGACAGUUGAGAGGGCUGUGACAUGAGUACAUAUUUGAAAAGAUUGCCAUGAUUUUAACUUGGGUUUUUAAAAUUCAGUGUGCUGUAAUUUGAUUGUUUUCAAAUGGUAAAAUUUAGUUGAAAGUAAUAUUUCUUAAGUAAAAAUGCGAUCCAAAGUGCUGAAUUACAUUAUAUGCAGAUUAUACUUAAAUUGUGUGUUGACUUAAUGUAACCUUUUAAGAAGUACUUCUCUAAUGAAUGAAUGAUUUCUCAUUUCAAGAUGAUGUGCAAUUUAUUUUGUCAAACAUAGCAUAUUUUGUCCAUUUUAUGAUUUUGCCACAAAUUACAACUUUUCUUUUUUUUAAAAUGACAUGACUGCAAGAUGAUUCACUUUAUAAACUGUCUAUUUUGAUAGAUUUACAUAGUUUUUUAACCAAAUGGGUGGCAUUUAGUCAGAUAUCGCUUGCAACAUAUGGAUCUGGAUAACUUAUUAAGACCAUUUGUAAACCUAAUGAUCAAGACUUUCAAUUUCUGAAGACAAGGUUUUCCAGGCUCCUCAAUACCUUACAACGGAAAUUCUCAAAAUUGUUGGCCACUGACUCCAUUGUUUCCUAAAGCCCAUCCCUAGCACUAUCCCCUGUUAUAAGCAAUUAACGGGCCAGUAGUUUGAGCAUCUCUCAAAAGAAUACUUUUUUGUUGUUGUUUUUUUCAUUUCGCAAUGACUUAAAAUUUUGCUUCAGCUCAAUAUUAUAUUUAACUGAAUUAGGUCUUCCUACCUUAUUCAAACUGCCUCAGUAUAUUUAGCAUGCCCAAAUGGUCUUACAAUACUUGCAUAGUUGACAAUUAAAAUAACUCAUGAAGCCCAUGCUCUGUUAAACUGAGUAAAUUUUAAUACAAAAAGUGAUUAAAUGAGUAAAUGUUAAUACAAAAGUGUGAUUACUGGUACCGGAGUACAUUUUCUACAUGAAUCAUAAUUUGUUUUAAAUCAUCUUAAAUUUUAGGCAUGUAUGAUUUUUUUUUCUUUAAGAAAAGCUCUUCACUUGAUAUUGUUUAUAUUAUAUGUUCUUUCAAUCCAUUCAUUUGCAUUUAUGAAAUAAUUAUAGAUGUGUGAGUAGACUUGUAAUUUAUUAAACUUGUUAAUGCUGAGAUUAAUUUAAGUUUUCUUUAAACCUCAGGGCAGCAUGGAAAAAUCGUUAUGUUGUUUUCCAGAUGUCAGAGGAAUUGUUAAUAUGUUGUUAUUGUGAUGUAAGAAGAAUUGUUAGUAUGUUGUUGAGGUGGAAGUACACAUUUGGAUAGGCUUCAGCUACUUUUCAGAC
Lymnaea stagnalis (great pond snail) is the source of this 3680-nucleotide messenger RNA. NCBI's taxonomy places the organism in Eukaryota, Metazoa, Mollusca, Gastropoda, Lymnaeidae. The record is from the annotation of a GenBank genome assembly.